Messenger RNA from Prorocentrum cordatum, 4831 nucleotides. Lineage: Eukaryota; Dinophyceae; Prorocentrales; Prorocentraceae. The record is from the annotation of a GenBank genome assembly.
CGCCAGCGGCGGCGGCCGCGGCCGCGGCGGCGCCAGGCCCCCCCCCCCCGGGCAGCAGCGACAGCAGCCGCAGCGAGGAGCAGCCCAUCCACUGGCCCAGGUUUUCGACAUGGCGGACAACACGCACGGCCUGCAGCGACGGGACUUCGCGCAGCUCCAGAACCAGCAGAUGUCCAUCGAGAUGGUCAAAGCCCUGACGCCCGUCGCGAUGCGGGCGACCCUCAGGAACACGCAGGGCAUCGCGACGCUGGAGUGCGCAGCGUUCAUGAUUGUGCUCAUUCAGGCGGACCAUGCAGUCAGCCAGGCCAUCCAGUUGACAGGGAAGUAGUUCGCACAAGAGGCUACCCGCCUGCGGCGAGAUCACAGAGACGAGAUCAGAGCAGGCAACCCAGUGGAGGCGCUGGAGAAGCACCCCCACCUGUGGCUCGCGCUGGUGGGUGCCCGCCAGCAGCAAGGAGAUCGAGUGGGAGCUCAAGAUGCAGCGGCCAUCAAGGCCUACUUGGAUCGGGUCCAGGGAGACCCGCUGCUCACGAACUCCACGCUUGCCCAGCAGGUCGAGUACUGCCGAGUGCCCUACACGCACGACAAGAGCUCGAUGAAGACCCUCAUCGAAGCAAAAGAGACGGGGAUCCAAAGCGCUGGUGCAGCUGGGAGCGAAGAUCAUGAAUGGGACGCCGCCGAAAACCCACCAAGAGAGGCUCUUGCAGCUCGCGCUGGACGGCUUGGAGGCGUAAGCGACUCUAGCAGAAUGAGGCAGGCGACGCAGUCAAGUGCUGGCAAGGCUCCGUCCUUCCCCUCUCCUCCUCCUCUCCCUUCCUCGUCGUCUGAGGCUUCGUCUCGUCGUCCCCGCUUGACCUCCUCCUCGUCCUUAGAUGCAGCGAUUUGCCGACUCAUCCGGGGGUCCCAGAGCGCCGACAGCAAUAAUCUCGCGGGUCGACGCCCAGGGAACCUGCAAUGUUUAGUGGUUUUGCUUUUCAGGAUAAGAUCGCUGCCUUUUUAAAACCUCAAGAUGUUGUUGGCUCGCCUACGGUUCAACAGAGUGGAUCGUGGCCGUCCUUCCUUUUUGUCAUGACCAGGGGGUGCGGUCUUAACCCAGGGAUAUCCCCGUGCGAACGCACCGCUACUGUUAGCUCACUCGUGGUCCUUGUGCUGUGCCGCCGUUCUCUCUCGAGCUUCACACUUGCAGACACGUGGAUCAGCCGAGUACCGCCGCCGCCGCCGCCGCCGCCGCGCCCCACCAACAUCCUUGUCACCCGAAGGUGGUCGUAUAGGUCUGCUGAUGCCGUUUUGAAUCUUCCAGGAGCGCGGUGCGAGUGCGCGGGGGCAUCCUGGCCGACAAGGUUCGGAGACAAGUGCUGACUUCCACGAAAACGCCGGCAUUGUUUGGGGACACGGAGGGGGGCAGGAAAACCCCGGGAAUACACAGAAGGAAUAAGUCCGAUCCUGGAAGAUGAGCCGAGCUGUUUGUGUCGCCCAGGGCCCCUUUCCACAGGUCGGGUACGGCAAGACCGCGACGACGAUCGGCCUCGUGGAGUGCACCCGCGGCGAGGGCCCCGCGCGCCCGCCAGGGGGCUGCGGCGGGGCGCUGGUGCCGAGCCGGGCCACGCUGGUCCUCUGCCCCGUGAACCUGAUCACGCAGUGGGUGCGCGAGGUGCAGAAGUUCGUGGCUGGGGGUCUGAAGGUCGUCCCGCUCCAGACCUAUGCCCAGUUGAAGCGCACCUCCGCCCAGGACUUGGCCGAUGCCGACAUCGUCCUGGCCACCUACCGGCUCUUCUAUUCCGCGCCCUACCUCGAGCGCCUGCGGCAGCUGGCCUGCCUCCAGGCCAGCGAGGGGCGCGGCAGGGCCCGCGCCGCGGUGCCGCGGUGGCGGGCCGCGCAGAUGCGCCGGCGGGGCAUGUUGUGCCGCAGGGUGGAGGCGCCGCUGCCGCCCGCUCUGCGCUGGCCACCCCAGGACCAGAUCCGCAUCGGCGGCCGCGACGCGCAGCGGCGGCACUCCCUGCGCGUGUUCUCGCGCCAGUACGCGCAGGUCCUCGCGAAGCUCGAGGGCGCCCGCGCGCCCACGGUCGCGGCGGCGCCGGCGGGCGGCGCGCCGCGCCCCGAGGUGGGCGGCACGCGGGGCGAGCGGCCCGCCAAGCGCAUGCGGACGAAGGGGCCCCUGGACGCCGCGCCGGGCCGCCGCGGCCGCGGCGCCCGCGGGGCGGCCGAGCGCCCCGCCGACGGCUCGGCCGCGCGGGGGGCGCCAGCGCCCCGCGCGGCGUCCCGCCGCGGUGCGGCCGCGCCCGGCGCGCGCGCGAGGCCCGCGGGCGGCGUGGCAGACGAGGAUAAUACCUCGCUUGGUCUCUUCGCCGCCUCGGCCUCGAACAGCGCCAUGGUCCGCGACAGCCGCGCCGCCGCCUUUGCGGCCCUGGCGCUCCUCGCGGGCGCCUGGGCCGCGUCGCAGGCCUUCGUCGCCCCGACGAGUGCCCGCGUCGGCUCCGCCGCCGCCGGCCGCGCGCAGUCCGCGGUGGCGCUGAACUCCGGCUCGGGCGAGUACACCGGCUUCGUGCCCGACAUGCAGAGGCGCGUGCUGAUGAACCUCAUCGUUGUUGCCGUCUGCGCCGUUCCUGCGCUGGUGGUCCUCGGGGGGUAUGCGUUCUACUUCUUCCCCAAGCUCGGCGGCGGCGGGGGCGGCGCCUCCCCCGUGGGCGACAUCAACGGCGCGGCCGUGCCGCUGAAGAAGUGGGUUGCCGGCCACAAGGACAACGACCGUGAGCUGGUGCAGGGACUCAAGGGCGACGCCUACUACCUCAUCUCCACGCCGGACGGCAUCAAGGACUUCGCCAUCAACGCCACCUGCACCCACCUAGGGUGCGUCGUGCCGUGGGUCCGCUCCGCCAACAAGUUCUGCUGCCCCUGCCACGGCUCGCAGUACGACGAGAACGGAAAGGUGGUCCGUGGCCCCGCGCCCCUGUCGCUGGCGCUCGCCCACACCUCGGUCCUGGAGAGCGGCGACAUCGCCGUGGCCCCCUGGCCCGAGCAGGGCCCGCCGCUGCUGGGGUGCUUCCACUGGAAGCGGCUGGUGCUCGACGAGUUCCACGAGCUGCUCGCGCGGCACCCGCCGGCGCAGGUCGUCGUGCGGAGCCUCAGCUCGACGUACCGCUGGGGCCUCUCGGGGACCUUGCCGACCAAGAAGGCCGCGGACGUGGUCAAGAUGGCUUCCUUCUUCAACGUGGACCUUGCGGGUGCCAGCCACCGGUCCCACGUUCCGAGAACCGUGUGCCAGCAGUGGCUGGACCAUUGCGUGCGGCGCAACACGGCGGGGCUGCAGGAGCUGAAGAGCGAGGAGGAGAUCGUGUUGGUGCGCCAGCACCCAGCGGAGCGCGCCCUGUACCUCCAGCUGGCGCACGCCGCCUCCGACUUGGACCUCGUGGGCGAGGAGGACGCCGCGGCGCUGCUCGCUCUGCGGCGCCGCGGCCAGGAGGGCCUCGUGAAGCUGUGCUCGCACUUCCAGCUCAGCGGGGGCCAGCUCCAGCGCUCGGCGCUGGACGAGUGCGACGCCGUGCUGCAGCGCCGCACGCGCGAGCUGGCCUCCUCGCGGCUGGCCGUGAGGAGGGCGCUCGAGGAGGCCCGGGCGCUGGUCCUGCAGCUCGACCCCCUCCAGCACCUGGUCGACGGGCUGGAGGAGGCGCGCCGGAGGUGGGCCGAGCUCCGCUCGUCCUUCCCUCAGCGGUCGCACGCUGGCGCCGCGGCGGGCAGCCUGGCGGCAGACGAGGACCUCGCCGAGGAGGCCAGGAGGCACCUCCAUCGCUGCCUCGCCGAGGUGGAGGCGGUGCCCGCGGACCCGGCGGGCGUGCCCGAGCCCCUCCGCCAGCUGCUGCGCAGGUCGAGGCCGCCAGAGGCCCCUGCCAUCGGGGCGCCGCAGGAGGCGCACGCGCGGGCGCUGCAGGCCUGGCGCGCGUCCAAGGCUGGGCAGGCCGUGCGCAGGGAGGCCGGGGAGCUGCACAAGAAGGCCGUGCGCGCGGUGGCCGCGGCCCUGCGCGCGAUGAAGACGCUGGAGGCGUGCGCGCGGCUGGUGCACUUCUUCGGCAUCACGGUGCGCACGGCCCGUCUCCCUAGAGGAGCUGAUGAAGUGCCCGAUCUGCUUCGAGGACAUCCCGCUGGCGCUGCGCUGCUUGCUGCCCUGCGCCCACCUGGGCUGCAGCUCCUGUAUCGAGGAGAAGUGGUCCGCCGGGACGCGCGCUGCCCCGUCUGCAGGGCACCGGCCACGGCGCGGCAGGUGAUGCGGCUGGAGGCCCACGAGGGCCUCGGCGGCGCUCCCGCUGGCGAGUGCGGCCGCUUCGGGUCGAAGAUCACGCGGCUGCUGGAGUUCCUGGCGGCGCUGCAGGAGCGCGAGCCCUCCGCGAAGGUGAUCCUCUUCGUGCAGUGGGAGGACCUCAAGCGGAAGGUGGCCGGCGCGCUCGGGGAGUCCAGCCUGGCCUUCGAGGAGCUCCGCGGCGGCGUCUUCGCGCGCAAGCACACCAUCGAGCGCUUCCAGCACGAGGAGGCGGGCAGCCGGGUGCUGCUCCUGUCCCUGGAGGAGACUCCGCCUCGGGCACGAACCUCACCCGCGCCAACCACGUGGUGCUCUUCCACCCCGUCGUGGCCGGCACGCGCGAGGCCGCGGUCGCGUGCGAGAUGCAGGCCUCGAGGGGCGAAGCGCGGCGUGAGCGUCAGCGAGCGCCUGGUGAAGAUAUGGCGCUUCGUCACCGCGGGCACGGUGGAGCAGCGGCUCACCGAGGAGCACCAGCAGGACCUGUGGGAGCGCUGGCAGCGACGGGCCGGUCAACCGGCGGCACGCGGCAGCCGCAGCUGA